AUGUUGCUGAUAGCCAGCAUUGUUUGCAUGCUGUCGCAACAGAAUUCUUGCCAUGCUUGGCUCGGUGCUGGCUCCUUGAAUAAUCAUCAUCCAUCCAUGAUGACUAGUCGCUACCAUUCCUUUUCUUCUUCCUCCUCGUUUACUACAAGAGUCUACUACACCAAAGAUGAUAAGGAUAACAACAGCAAUGAAAACAACAGUAAUAAGGAAGGAGACGAAGAAGCAGAAGCUCGUCGAAUGGAAGCUGUUCGAUCACUCCAAGUUGCUUUUUACAAGCCCGAUGCCGAUGUGACCGAUGAGGCUGAGAAUAUUAGUAAUGGGAAUGACUCGGACGAGACAUCGUCUUCUUCUUCUUCUUCCACCAGUUCUUCCCCUACUGCUGCGGCGGCAUCGUUGUCCAUGACGCGACUCGAAGCAUCCUCUGGCAAAUUACACAAUUUGCCACUCUGGAGAGCUCCCUGGUGGGAAGUCCCUGGUCGCUCCAAUGUUUUGAACGUCCACGAUCCUAUUUACACAAACAUGUUUGAACAAAUCAUUCGCAAACCGAAACCUUGGUGCUUUGGUCAUUUGUUUCUGGAAGGUGGCUCCAAGAAUCUCCGGGCUGGAUCACUCGCCACUUGGGAGACGCAUGGAGACUCCAAAUGUACCCAACAUUCUGCGACCAUGGGCUGCCUCAUGCACAUUCAAGACUAUCGUCGAUUUUCCAAUGGCCGACUAUUGUUGCUUGUGCAUGCCAUGGAACGCUUUGCAGUCACGGACAUUCAACAGGAAUUGCCCUAUUCGAUUGUGGAUGCUCAAAUUGUGCCCGAUCCCGAGGAGUUGGAUGCCGCCUUUUUGAGUUCCUCCUGUUUGGAGAAAGACGAUGAAUCAUCGUCACUCCCAGAAAACCAACAACUGUUUUGGAAACUUUCCGAAGCCGAUUUGGCAUUGUCUCGCGGCAUGGCCGUCCAAGAAUCGGUGCGUUAUCACGAUUACGAAUACGAUCCCGACCAAUCACUGGCCGGAAUCUCCAACAAGACGUAUUUGGAACCGACGGAUAUUUUGUGGAGCAGCAUUGCUCGCUUGUUGCCAUUUUGUCCUUUUGCCAAGACAUUGGCGCCACCCUUGGAAUCCGAAGUCAAGGCGACCUUGCAACAUCACUUUGGGAAGCCAAUAACACCAGCAGCAUCCUCCUCCACAAGCAGCGAUGCCACUUGUUUGGCAACCACGUGUACCGACACUGAAUCAUCGUCGUCAAGAGACGAUCAACAGUCACCACCACCACCAAGCCUCGAGUCUCAACUCUUUCAAAAGGGUAUAUUAAAGGCACCCUUAUUUGAUCCCGAAUACGCUUCCAAGUAUGAUGCCAUGGACAGCGAUGAAUUGGAAUACGAACUAUGGUUGGCCAUGAAUCGGUAUCUCAGUGCCACCAAGAUUCCCAUUUCGCCCAUCGUCUUGGGGCUUCUUCCCCGACGGGAUUUGCAAAUGAACAACAACAAUGAUGAUGAUAUUUCUUCUACUACUUCGAUUGCCACCAAUGUGGAAGAUUGGCCGUCCGACUUUUUGAUUUACAACAUUGUCCGGGACUUCGAGGCGACGCAAUUGGUGCCCACCAAUACUACGACUACGAGUACAACUACUUCUACGACUUCUACUUUGACUGCCAAGACGUUACGGCAUCAAAAGGCUCGACAUGAUUUUGUUCGAGUCCAUCCCCAUUAUCCCAAACAUCGUCGACAAAAGCGUCUGAGCUAUUCUGCGUUGAGCCUAUUGGAAAAGAAUGCCGAUGUGACCAAACAAUUGCGGCCGCAAUUCUUACAAACGCCUUCCACCAAACAACGACUAAGGCUCGUCUUGGAAAAAUUGGAUCAAUGGCAAGAAGAAUUCUGGGGAGAAUUUCAAUAA
Messenger RNA from Cylindrotheca closterium, 1884 nucleotides. Lineage: Eukaryota; Bacillariophyta; Bacillariophyceae; Bacillariales; Bacillariaceae. The record is from the annotation of a GenBank genome assembly.